AUGGCGGAAGUGGUAGAAGUGAGGACGAUGCAGCACACCUGUGUGACCUGCGGAGUUCGGUUUGCAUCACAAAACCUUCAAAGAGAUCAUUACAAAUCCGAAUGGCAUCGAUAUAAUGUUAUGCGGAAGGCGGCCGAUUUGAAAUCCGUUUCUUGCAUCGAUUUUGAGGAGAAACUCAUUGCCCAACUGAAAGUUCGUACCUCUGAAGAGGGUAAGCCGAAGAGCUACUUUUGUUCGCCGUGCAACAAGUCCUUUCAAAGCGAAGAGACGUUUGACAACCACAUGAAGUCGAAAAAGCACAAGGUUCAACAACACAGGGUUGAAUCUGAGUCUUCGGAAGAAGUGAAGGAUGAUGAACCGUUACCAGAAGGGCGAACAACUCACUUGUUGCCUGACGCUGAAUCGGCGCCAAGAGGUAGAGUAUAG
Messenger RNA from Soboliphyme baturini, 426 nucleotides. The record is from the annotation of a GenBank genome assembly. Lineage: Eukaryota; Metazoa; Nematoda; Enoplea; Dioctophymatida; Soboliphymatidae.